UUUCUUCUAACCCCCCGGGCCCUCUCCGUCGCCGAGCGAAGCCAGGUGUGCUCACCUGUGUCCGCCGUCCACGAUUGGACGCCGAGGGUCUAAGUUACGGCCGAAGGCAGCCCUGCGGUCACUCCUUCCACCUCCCUGCCCCCCUCCGGUUUGCACCCCAGCCUUCGUGCCCCUGGCCUCAGCACCCAGCAGUGGGUUGACAGCCUGGUGUGUUUUGUUUCUCCACUAGCAGUCACAGGCCCUGUUUAGGCUCUGAUCAGCUAGCCUCAGGCCAUGGAUGUGUUUUCAGUAACGUUUCCCUUCUCCCUUCCCUUUCAAAACUGCUUGGAGAGUCGGGGUUAUGCUUGGACAACUGCACGAAAAAUCGAGAGCUACAGGUAAGAAAACGUAGAAUGCCUCUGGUGACAAGGCGAAUGAGAGAUCCUGACAUAAAUCCUUGCUUGCUGGAAUCUGAUGCUUCUACAAGAUGUAUGGAUGAAAAUAACUAUGACAAGGAGAGGUGUUCCAAUUACUUCUUGAGAUACAAAAACUGCCGGAAAUUCUGGAAUUCUGUCAUGAUUCACAGAAGACAGAAUGGAGUGACGCCACCCAUGCCUACGGCUGCAGAAAGAGAUGAAAUUUUGGGAGCAAUGGGAAAGAAGCCUUACUGACUGUUUACAUUAAAAGUGUUUAUUUAACUAGAA
Molecule: messenger RNA, 683 nt
Organism: Perognathus longimembris pacificus (Pacific pocket mouse)
Lineage: Eukaryota; Metazoa; Chordata; Mammalia; Rodentia; Heteromyidae
Gene: Chchd7
Product: coiled-coil-helix-coiled-coil-helix domain containing 7
Exons: 4
Coding region: 393-650 (85 amino acids)
Source: RefSeq, a predicted model, not a curated record